Megalobrama amblycephala (Wuchang bream) is the source of this 1635-nucleotide messenger RNA. RefSeq lists its product as uncharacterized. The coding region runs from base 40 to 1113 and encodes 357 amino acids. Lineage: Eukaryota; Metazoa; Chordata; Actinopteri; Cypriniformes; Xenocyprididae. The record is from RefSeq and is a predicted model, not a curated record. The transcript has 2 exons.
CCAUUAAAAAAUCAUGAUUAAUAAAUAGUCUAUUAAAUAAUGUGUUUUUUCUUUUCUUUUUUCUCUCAGUUGAUGAUGCAUUUCUUAGGGGUGCUGCGGUUCAUGAUGUGUUGCAAGGUAGUCAUAUGGACAAACAAUUUAUUCUUUUCAAUGCUAUUGAGAGAUUUUUAUAUUGUUCAUAAGCAUAUGCUUGUAAUUUUCUCAACAGAAGAAGUAGUGUCGAUUGAAUUUCCCGCUGGCGACUAUGAACAGCCAAUCUCCAUCACAGGCCCUGAAAACAACGCCUCCAACAUACCUCCACCUCCUCCCCCCGAAAAAACUGUUGGCGAGAAGCGUUGUGACUCUGUCCCGACGCAUUCGCAACAGGGCACCGGCGUGAUUGCAUCUACCAGACCUGUGUCAGGACGCGGAGAAAAGCGACUCCGAGAGGUGUACGGAGAACAAGCAGUACCUUUACCUACACAAUAUAACGGAGAUGGUGACGACGCCAUCCCGUCCACAUCAGGAUGUGGGAGGAAGAGGCUUAGAGAGGCCUACGGAAGCGGCCGUCCUCUGCCAAAAGAAGGGUGUUUAAGCACGUCGGUGGAUAUAGACCAAGAUUACGACGAGAGAGGUCUAACAUUAUACGUGGAAUCCCAGGAGGAGGCUUGCAACAAUUUCGAUUCUGAUUCAAGCUCGGAUGAUUCAAGCUCGGAUGAGGACGAUACAGGAUAUCUUUUUAACGAACAACAUCUGCCACAACUCAGCUAUUCUAUGAUGAACAAGAUCAACCGGAAUUUUAAACGAAUUUUGAAUUUAGCUUGCCUGCCUUUAUCAUAUCAAGAGGUCGAAGAGAUUGUACGUUCUUCACAGUCCGAUGUGAUAUCCAUCCUACAGAACAUAAUAGCGUGUCAACAACAGCACACCAUUGCCCUAAGCCACGCUGCCGAUUUCUGGAUGAACGGUCAUAAUCAGCUUCUGGAUGAAAACAGACAACUGCAGUCUACGCUCUCAGAAGUAAGGGGAGAACAGCAGCUUUCCGUCGUUGCGUUAAGUCUAAUGUCUGAACGCUUAAAUAUUAUUCAAAGGGUGUUAUUGGAUUUACAAAAUAUCAUUAUGGGGAGGGAUAGAUGAUGAUGAGAUAAUACUUAAUUCUACAUGUUGACUGUUUUGUUUUUGUUAUCGAUAAUUUUGUAUGCAUGUGUUUAAGUGUUUGUUUAUAAUCUGAAAGUCGUUCGCUAUUUUUGGUACCGAUGGUAUGCUAUUUACCGAUAUUAUACAUUGUGCCAUAUUUUGAUAUGUAUUUUGUAACUUCUAACGUUUUAUAAUUGUGUGUGGGGAAGGCAGAGCAAACGUUUGUUUCUAAGAGAGAGAGAGAGAAAAAAUAAUAAAUAAAAAAAAAAAACAAAAAUGACUUCUAAAAGGUGUCGCGAUGAAUCACAUCAUACUGAUGACGAUGAUAAUGAACAAAUAGUAUUAAGACCUAGAACAAAUGAUGAACAGAUACGUACAUUAAUAAGAGAUCAACUACAAAUGUUGAUGGCCACGGGUGAAAAUACACCUGUCAGCCUAGAACAUCUCAUAAAUGAACAAAAUGAAUGGUUAGAAAUGUCUACGGAUGAUAAUGAAAACAAUCAGAUAGGGCAUGGUUCAGUU